This is a messenger RNA of Phoenix dactylifera (date palm), 2158 nucleotides long. The record is from RefSeq and is a predicted model, not a curated record. Lineage: Eukaryota; Viridiplantae; Streptophyta; Magnoliopsida; Arecales; Arecaceae.
GGAAGGGUAUUCAUGCAAAAUUUGAUAUUUAUGAGGAUAUUCGUGUAAAAACCUUUUUUUUAAGGUCUAAUAUGAAGUCGAUGAAUGAUUUUUAAACAAGACAUAUAGAUUCCAAUUAAUCUAAUAAUCAUGAUGUACGCAUGUCAAACUAUUUUGACCACUUUAUGAAACCCUCAUUUGAUCAAGCAGCCCGGUCAUAACAAACGCCUACCACCAGAUAGUUCUAUGCCUCCUGUCUAUAGCGUUCUAUCCACUAUUCAUUCAUCAUCGCAUCUUGAUCUGCAUGUGCGAAUGUCAACAAACCAAACCAUCAUGCCGCUUUCAAAGCCUCUAAUCUCAUCUCAUCGCUCUCCCGUUCCCACGCACGUGAGUUCAUUUAACGCAAAUUCGAAAUGUGGUCUGGCUACCGCGUACUCCCGUUCUCACCCAGGUGGCUUUCUACCUUAUCAUGUGUGGGAAAGGCUUCGUGCAUCCUGAUCCGGUCUUCUGCGGGCCUCCAGGGGCUAAACGGGCAACAAAACCAACCCCCUUUCGGUAAUUUCCCCUCUUCAUCCCCUUCAUUCCCUUCUCCGUUCGGAACCCUAGAAAUCUCUCCCGUCCCAAUGGCUCCCAAGAGACAAGUCGUCAAAACUGUCCGCAAAUCCACCCCCAAAUCCAAAUCCCCCGCUGCCGCCGCUGCCGAAACGCCCGUCUCCGAAGUCUCCCCUCCCUCCUCCAUGGCCAUCGAGACCCCCACCUCCCAAUUUACCCCCUACGCCGGCCGACGCUGAAACCCCCGUGAUGGAGCCCGCCACCACUCCGGAACCCGCCUCCACUGAAACUCCGGCCUCCAAGCCGGCCGCCCCCUCGAGGCCACUCCGGGGGCCUCCGGACCGUCUGCCGCUGAAACCCCCACUGCGGACCCGCCGUUUCGCCGGAGAAUGUCUCUAUGCAGGCCUUUGAAUCCGAGGCCACUCCGGAGGCGUCCGGACCGGCUGCCGCUGAAACCCCCACGGCAGAACCCGCCGUCGCGCCGGAGAAUGUUUCCAUGGAGGUCUCUGAACCUGCGGCAUCGAAAACUCCUGCGGUGGGACCCCUGGAAACUGCCACGAAACCCACCAGAAAGACCACCUGGGUGGUAAAGGUGGUGAAGAAGAAGAUCAUCAAGAAAAGAGUUCCAAAGGCAUCGCCUGCGGCCAAAGAGGAGGAGAAAGCCCAAGAAGCAGCAGGAGACUUACCGGCGGCAGCAGCAGAAGAAUUCCCUGCCCAGCAGCCUGAAUCCGAAAAUCCUAGUUCUGAUGCGGCAGCUAGCGAGGCUCCUGCUCGGCAGAAGGAUGCAAUGGAGACGGAGAAUCUUGAUUCUAGAGAGGAGAACAAGAAUCUUCCAGCAGAACGGGAUGGGGGAGAGGGAGUGGAGGCGGCAACGGCAGCUGCUCCUAGAGAUGAGGAAGCAGGGAUAUCAGAGCGGCAAUGGCAGAGGAAGACGGAGAUCUUCAUUGGAGGGCUGGAUAGAGAUGCGAAGGAGGAAGACAUAAGAACGGUGUUUGGGAAGGUUGGAGAGAUUGUGGAGGUGCGGAUGAUGAUGGAUGGACAAACAGGAAAGAACAAAGGGUAUUGUUUCUUGAGGUACAAGGAGGCAGCUCAGGCUAAGAAGGCUGUUGCGGAGUUUGCCAAAGUGGAGCUACGAUUACCUUGGAAGAAGAAGUCAUCCCUUUUCCGGUGAUUGGCUGCAUAGAUUACCAGAACUUGCAAGGCUGUUGGAAGAGUGCAUAUUCAAGGAUGCUGCUAGAAGGAAGAUUACGAGUAUGGUGAUGGAGCCAGUUGAGCACCAUUUGCAAUUGAUAAUGAGGAGUUUACCAAACCACAGCCCUUUGUUGCAUAAUUUCACAUCUUUCUCUUCUCUGAAUACAAUGGUUCCAACAACUGGUAUACCCCAUAAUGGCGGCACAAAUUCUGGAGUUUCUUCUGCAGCAGAAAACUCUGAUAUUACAGCCAGUGGUGCUGGUAUAGGCAUUGCCAACAUGGGUAACUUAUUACCAACUGGAAAUGGCUUAACUGAUGCGACAAUGACUGUGUCCUUUUUGUUUAGGACCAAUAUCUAAUGGGUACCAGCACCCACCUGCCAAUGCUGCCUUUGGUUCUGGUGGAAACAGUAUAUCAAUGGCUUCAAUGGGUAUCC